Molecule: messenger RNA, 195 nt
Organism: Puccinia triticina
Lineage: Eukaryota; Fungi; Basidiomycota; Pucciniomycetes; Pucciniales; Pucciniaceae
Exons: 2
Coding region: 1-195 (64 amino acids)
Source: RefSeq, a predicted model, not a curated record
AUGGCCUUUGCGGCAUGGCGCACCACUCGUUCCAUCAAAAGGCCCCCACCUGGGCAACAGCUACCAUCUGCUCAAUCACCACACCAAACACUCCAACCCAAACUCACCCCACUCUCCGCGCGACCGUCACUAUGGCCGAACGCCUUUUCCACCCCACCCCAAUUGGCCCAACACUCAAACCCCAACUCGCCCUAA